AUUUUAAAUUUCUCAAUGUACGAAGUGGGUGCAAUAAAAAUGAAGGGGAUCCACCUAUGCCACAUCUUAGCAUACGUAUCAGCAGCUUUAGGUAGCACUGUACUAAUAUCGGACAGUAGCAUGUCAAGAAUGAUCGAGCUGACAACGCAGCAACCCUAUUGCCACGUUCACACAGACAGAGGAACUAUUCGUACGAUGUUGUUGGCAUCGGAUGCGGCCAGGGUGCGUCAAAUGUCAGACGACGCCAUAGAAAAGUUGGAGGAGGUGUGCGCUGACAAGGUGAAGCUGAUUCAGCAACAAGGGGGGUUCAUCUAUCCCGGUACUAAAUGGUGUGGACCAGGCGAUAGGGCAGCAAACUACUCCGACUUAGGUUACCACAAGAAGGAAGAUAUGUGCUGCAGGGACCACGACAACUGUCCCAAGUACCUUAUGAAGGGAGAGUGCAGGGAAGGCAUUUGCAAUAAUUCCCCAUACACCAGAUCACAUUGCGACUGUGACGCGUCUUUCCGGAAAUGUUUACAAACAGUGAACAGUGAAACCGCCAACACCAUCGGUGCGAUUUUCUUCAACAUUAUCCAAGUGAUUUGCUUUAAGGAGCGGAGCCCCUGCUCCGAAUGGCAAAAAAAUGGCUAUAGCAAAGCAGAAUCGGACGAAAUAUGCCAUAGAUGGAGUUUCCGGCCGUCAGAAAAGUAUUUCCCAUUGAUGCCAGUUACAACUAACUAACGGUUACAGUUGCACUGUUUCAUAGAGAUGAAAACAGUCCAGAGGCACCUCAACGUCCAUAAAACCAAGAAGAAGUUCACCAAGGGUAGCGCGGGCAGGCUGUAGUCGAGGACCCACAAAUCCAGUACAAGUCAACCUAGUUGUGAUAUAUCUAGUGCAAAGACGCAUAGAGGAUAGACUAGAAAAUACAUACAGUAGCAUAUUUUUCCUUAAAAUGUAUAAACAAAUACAUCGAUUAAAUAA
Messenger RNA from Anthonomus grandis grandis, 966 nucleotides. RefSeq names its product phospholipase A2 phaiodactylipin-like. Gene Ontology annotation, biological process: arachidonate secretion; phospholipid metabolic process. The record is from RefSeq and is a predicted model, not a curated record. The coding region runs from base 16 to 723 and encodes 235 amino acids. Lineage: Eukaryota; Metazoa; Arthropoda; Insecta; Coleoptera; Curculionidae. The transcript is spliced from 8 exons.